AUGCCUCAGAUGAAGAAAAGACGUAACAAUGGAAAACUAUUUAUAGGGAGAGAUCUCCCUGCUUUCUGGUUCAUCACUCACCAUUUACCGCUUGCCACUGCAAAUAGUGUUGGUUCACUCGUUACUCGCCACUCGUUGUUCGUCGCUCGCCGCUCAGAUGGUGUUGGUGGAAAGUUAUCUGAUGAGGUGACAGAUCGAAUUCGUUGGAUGCGUGGAUCCUUUCAAGAAAAACAACGACAACGCCAAAUUCAAAAUAUAUUCAUGUGCCUAAGAAAGAAAGAAAAUGAAAUGAAAAAAAAAGAGAUGACAAGUAUCCGUUCAGAUCUUAUUUUGCAGCAGAUUGUGAGGCCUACACAGAAUGUUACCACAACAGUUAACUCCAUCACCACCACCAUUGCCACAAACCUCAGAUUUCAUUUCCUGGCAACCACCCUGAGUGUUGUUUUUCUUCUUAAAACCCACUCUCUUUGCCAGAUCUUGCUUCCAGUUUCAGGACGAGUAGUAAUGAAUUUUGACAUUCGAACUCUUCCCAUCAAGUUGAAGCUUGCUAAGGUCUUAGCUUGUAACUAUUCUACACAUAGGAAACCAAGUGAUAGUAUGAGACUUAUUGUCACAACUUUCAUUGGAAUAGUUUUUGGCUUCUUUAUUGGAGUAUCAUUUCCGGCAUUGACUACUAAGUUGAACCUCCCAUCCAACCUGCUUCCUGCCAUUGAUAUUUCUUACAUUCAAGAGAAAUAUGCAGGUGGCAGUGCACCGUCUUCUGUGAAGAAUAAUAAGAGUAUCUCAUCACAACAUCAGUUAAUAAAUGAUACGUUGAAGAUAUGGGUUCCAUCAAAUCCAAGAGGUGCAGAAAGAUUACCCCCUGAGAUUAUUGAAGCUGAGACAGACUUUUAUUUGCGUAGAUUGUGGGGUCAGCCCAGUGAGGAUUUAACCUCAAAGCCGAAGUACCUUGUGACUUUCACUGUCGGUUAUAAUCAGAGAUAUAAUAUUGAUGCAAAUGUGAAAAAGUUUUCAGAGAACUUUACAAUAGUUCUUUUUCAUUAUGAUGGCCAAACAACUGAGUGGGAUGAGUUUGAGUGGUCAAAACGGGCAAUUCAUGUGAGUGUUCGCAAACAGACCAAAUGGUGGUAUGCCAAACGGUUUCUGCAUCCAGACAUUGUGGCACCAUAUGACUAUAUUUUUGUAUGGGAUGAAGACCUGGGUGUUGAACAUUUUAAUGCAGAGGAAUACUUAAAACUUGUGAAGAAGCAUGGAUUGGAGAUUUCGCAGCCUGGUUUGGAACCUAAUAAAGGGUUGACAUGGCAAAUGACAAAGAGAAGAGGUGAUCGUGAAGUUCACAAAGAAACAGAAGAGAAACCAGGAUGGUGCAGUGACCCCCAUCUGCCUCCUUGUGCAGCGUUCGUUGAGAUUAUGGCUCCAGUUUUUUCGCGUGAUGCAUGGCGUUGUGUGUGGCAUAUGAUUCAGAAUGAUUUGGUCCACGGGUGGGGCCUGGAUUUUGCUCUUAGAAAAUGUGUUGAGCCUGCACAUGAGAAGAUUGGAGUGGUUGAUUCUCAAUGGAUUAUUCAUCAAAGUGUUCCCUCAUUAGGGAAUCAGGGAGAAUCAGAAUCUGGGAAGGCACCAUGGCAAGGGGUGAGGGAGAGGUGUAGAAAGGAGUGGACAAUGUUCCAGAGUCGGUUGGCAAAUGCAGAAGAUGCAUAUUACAAGGCCGUGGGCGUAGAUAUGUUCAAUUCUACUACUCCUUAG
Molecule: messenger RNA, 1743 nt
Organism: Sphenostylis stenocarpa
Lineage: Eukaryota; Viridiplantae; Streptophyta; Magnoliopsida; Fabales; Fabaceae
Source: the annotation of a GenBank genome assembly